CGAGCAAAGCUCAUCUCUACGUUUAUCAAAACCUCUCACCCCACCAAUCCAGAGCGGCCGAUGCGCGCUACCAUCGAUCUCAAGGCCGUUCGAGCCAAGAAGCGUGAAAUAAUGAAGGGUACGACCUAGGAGCAUGGGCAAAGCAGAUGUCUGACCAGGUACCUGAAGGCCCCCUCAAAGUUGAGGGGGCCUGUGUGUUAGUACCGUACCGUAGUUAAGAGUCCAGUUCCAUUUCGUUUGGCCUGGACCAGAACCCACCCCGCCAAAAACGUCACCAACACCGCCCGCUUCCUUUCUUGACUUUUGCGAUUCAGUCUGCAACCACAAGGCUUCUACUUUUUCUUCGCUCCCACCUCUUAUCUUUUUUCUUUUUGUCCCCGGGAUUGUCUCCUUUCUACUACCACUUACUUACUAUACUAGCAGAAGUCUGUUGCAUACCUAUCGCAUCAACUCCUGCUGCGUGUCGUUACUCUUCACCAAAAGCCAUAUCGACAGCAUAACCCACUACGACCAAGCAUCGUCUUCCUUCAUCGACUCCAAGCUUAUCAACGACCAUGUCGUCAUCGACUCCGCCACCCACGGUCGACGCGCCUGACGAGACGCAGAGCGACACUUCCAAGUUGCGAACAUUUCUGGGGAUAUUGAAGAAGUUCAUCGGCGUUUCAGAUCUUGCAGCAGUUAGAUUCUCGCUGCCGUCGCAGUUGCUCGAACCUACCCCGAACUUGGAAUACUGGACCUAUAUCGAUGCCCCCAAUGCCUUUGUUGCUAUGGGCACUUCCGAUGACCCUCUCGAUCGAAUGCUCGAGGUCGUACGCUUUUGGCUGACCAAGGAUCUGAAGUACGCCAAAGGAAAGCCCUGCAAACCUUACAAUUCAUGUCUCGGCGAGUUCUUUAGGUGUAACUGGGAAACUGAAGAUAAUGCUCCAAAGAUCGACACUUCAAGCCUCCAACAGACUAAUGGCACCUCCAAGGGUGGCCUUUCAGCGCUGAAAGUGGCAGCAAAGGGGGAUAAGAACGCUUCAAACGUCUCACUCUCUGUGCCCCAGCAUGGCGCUGCAAAGGACGACAAGCUUAUUCGCGUCUCCUAUCUUACUGAACAGACCUCACACCACCCCCCUGUGAGCGCCUUCAACGUCACCUGCCCCGAGAAGGGUAUCACAGCCCGUGGCUUUGACCAGAUCACUGCCAAGUUCACAGGCACCUCCGUCAAAGUCCUUCCUGGGGAGCAUAACAUGGGCAUAUUCAUAACCCUCGAAAAGCGUGAUGGAGAGACUUACCAGCUUACCCAUCCGGCGGCCCAUCUGGGCGGCCUUCUCCGCGGAGCUUUGAGCGUAUCGGUCAGCGAAUUCGCUUACAUCACAUGCCCCAAGACCAAGAUCAAGGUCAUUCUGCACUAUGUUGAGGAAGGCUGGCUGGGACGCACAACAAACAAAAUUGAUGGCGUUGUCUUCAAGUACGAUCCCGAGAACGAUGACAAAUCUCGAGUUCAGGACGUGCCUGAUGAACAUGUCCUUGCUCGGUUGAGUGGUCCGUGGAAGGAGAAGGUCGUUUUUACUCUCGGUCCCAGACCAGUUAAAUCCGUACCUGUGGAAGAGCAAUACACCAUUAUCGAUAUUGCACCCCUCAGUGUUGCGCCCAAGAUCAUCCCUCCCAAGGAAAAGCAGCUUCCCAACGAAUCUCUGACUCUUUGGGGUGGUGUCACAGAUGCUAUCCACGCCAAACAAUAUAGCAAGGCUACCCAGGUGAAGGUCGAGCUCGAAGAGGCUCAGCGCGAGAAGGCCCGGCAACGUGAGGCCAACAAGGAAACGUGGCAGCCCGUCUUUUUCAAGCAUGUCACUGGUAAUGAUGGCAAGCCCGAUCUGACCGAUAAGGGCCGCGAGGUCCUUGAACGGGCGCAAAAGGGUGACUGGUCGCUCGAAGGCAUCAUGUAGACGUUUGCCUUUGUUUCGAUACUUGGGUUGUGUCGUGCAUUGGAUGCGAUUUUCUUCCGCAAACACGAACAACAGGGGGAGUAUUGGGAGCUUAGUCGUUGGGAUUGCUAUACGCAGUAUUUUUUUUUUUUUUUCUUUUGGGGGGGGGAGGGGGCUUUUCUGUGUCAGAAAGACACUUCUGGAAUAGAGUUUCAUUGCGCCGGAGAGUAGCACGGGAAUGAUGUAUGCAUCAGAAGUCGAUGAACCCCGAAGAUGCAUAACGGGCUUGCGCACUCGUUACUUGGAGUUGUGGGAGUUCUUGAGGUCUAGGAUUGUUGCUAACUAGAUAGCAAGAUUCUCUGGACGAUAUGUUGCUUACUAUCGACUUCGCUCAAGACCCGUGAUUGUUCAAUGCGGUCAACACUAAUCGACACUACGCAUCUCAAUCUCAAAGGGAUAUAGUAAACUGGCAUCGUAUCGUUACACAUAUCUUAGCGUGCAUUUGAUCUCGCGGAUCUUAUCCUAUAGUACAAGAGUGGCAAUUCUUACUUUUAAUACAUCGUAUCUGAAACCGAAGA
Molecule: messenger RNA, 2488 nt
Organism: Fusarium verticillioides 7600
Lineage: Eukaryota; Fungi; Ascomycota; Sordariomycetes; Hypocreales; Nectriaceae
Exons: 4
Coding region: 555-1931 (458 amino acids)
Biological process (GO): exocytosis; endocytosis; piecemeal microautophagy of the nucleus
Cellular component (GO): intracellular membrane-bounded organelle; cytosol; membrane
Molecular function (GO): sterol binding
Source: RefSeq, a predicted model, not a curated record